UAUGUGUAAGAAUGACUGCACUGCUUAUUAGAAUGCAGUAUUUGUUAUAUAUGUAUUGUAAUGCAGCUUCGUUUUUUUAGUACACUUCAUGUAUGAAACUAAAAUAACUUUUUUAUCAACCUGCACUUGCGAUUCCCCGGCCUUUGAGAAGGGACGGUGAAGUUUAUUGUGGCGCUUUACACCCACGUUUGAGUUCCUUAAGAACAGCUACCUCCAUCACUUCUUACGGUUUUGUGUUUUCGUGUUGAUUUCCUUGGGAGAACAGCUACCUCUGUUACUCUUUACGGUUUUGUACUUUCGUUUUCAUGUGCAAAGCCGGCGAAUGAAUUUUACAGCUAAUAUGGAUUGUAAACUUGACUUUAUUUUAUUUCUAGCAGUCUUCGUACUGGGUGUUGGUCGUGCCCAGGAUGACAAUCAAGCACCACUUCUUGUUCAUGGACGAAAGGGGACGUCAGCAAGGUUUUAUAUUGUUUUUUCUGAAGGACAAAAUGUUAUUGAGAAUGAAUGGAGAUUUGGAAAAACGAAACCUAUAAAUAAGAUUCUGGAACUCAGCUGUGCUGAAAAAGUGACAAAGGACUACAUAAAAAAUAUGGAAAACAGACUGACACUCCAUGAAAAUACUUCUUUGGAGAUUUCAAAUUUACAGCCAGAGGACCAGGGGCUUUAUAAUGGUCUUGUAAUUCUCCAAAGUAAUCGUCAGAUAUACCAUCUGUAUAAUCUACAGAUUCAUGAGCAAUUUCCUUAGCCAGUAAUCAGAUGGGAGGGAAGCUCUGCAUGCCUUUCUCUAGGUAUUCCACAUAGAGUUAUUGACGACGUUCACUGGUACAAGGAAGAACCUAAAAGUGGUGAGUUGAAGAUCGCAUCUGUGGUUGGGGGCACCACGAAGAAUAUUUUUGUGAAGGAGCUGAUGCCUCAGCUGGAGAUAAACACAAACGACUGUGACUUGAAAAUAAAUAGUUUGCAGCUAAACAACAGUGGGAUAUAUCGUGCUGAAUCAUACCUAAGAAAUAAGAACCAUGAAGAAAUAAAGUUCCAGCUCAUUGUUUAUGAAAGUUCCACAAAAAAUGUGACUGGUAGAGAGGAAGAGUCAAUUCAACUACGUUUGUCAAGUUCAAAUGAGCCGUUUGAUGAGAUUAAAUGGAUAUUUGGGAAAUGCUCACCAGAAGUGACAAUCGCACUACUUGGAAAAAAUGGUUCUGUGAGUUACAAAACAGAAAAGAAUGAAUCAAGGUUGAACCUGAACGCAGCAGAUGGCACACUACAGAUUAAUAAGCUGCAGCUGACAGACAGCGGUGCAUACAAAGUCAAGGUCAAGUUUAAUGGUACAGUUAAGCGUCAGAUAUUUCAUCUCACUGUCAAAGAAAACAUAUUUUAUGUGAGUGGGACAGAGGGACAGAGUAUCCAUUUCCCUAUAAAUGUCAAGAACCAGACAUUUCAAAAGAUUGAGUGGACAUUUGGGACCAGAAGACCAUAUCAGAAGAUCGCUUCAUUUUCUCCUGAGUAUUCUAGGACAAAUUACACAGAGCAGUUUUCUUCAAGGCUGAAGUUGGAUGCUGAAGAUAGCUCGUUAAAUAUAACGGAUUUGUUCAUUCAAGAUUGUGGUUUUUAUGAAUGCUUUAUUAUGCUUAGCAGUGGAACGUCAUUACGGAAAAUGUUUCACCUGGAAGUUACUGGAAAUUCAGUCAUUAUAAUCAAGACUGAAGGAGAGUCAGUUCGCCUAUCUGUUGGAAAAAUAAUAGGGAUGUUGUCUGAAAUUGACUGGAGGUAUGGAAGCACAGCUCCAAAUGAGAAAAUUGCAGGAGGUCGUCAUGGAGGCAUUGCAGUCUAUUAUCAAAACAAAAACAGAACCAAGAAAAGAUGGAGCCUGAACAUUACAGACGGCUCUUUUCAAAUCGAUGACUUAAAGAUGGAAGAUAGUGGUGUUUAUGAUUCUAUUAUUAUGACAAGCUCAGCUAUACCUUUACAUAAAAUGUUUCAUCUUGUUGUACAAGGAAAAACGAAAUACGUUGAAGGUCCAACUGUUGGUGAGGUAGUACUGAGCAUUCUUCUGACUGUUACGUGUGUGAUAAUUGGAGUUUUGCUUUUUCCAUCAAUAAGGAGGAAGGUGACAAGAUGCAGGAUGCAACAAGAAAGGGUUGUCAGAUAUAGUGAGGCCUCCCAACAAAGUCCAGAAAGUACAGAACUCAACUGUAUAGAAAUGAGAGAGUUACAAGAAGCAAUGUAAAAAACAAAGAUUUCAGAAUGACCAUGACUCUACAGCCAUGUAUUAUAAUAAUGAUAAUCCGAAGACAUCACGAUGACCAUGGCUCUACAGCCUUGUAUUAUAAUAAUGAUAAUCCGAAGACAUCUGGAUGACCAUGGCUCUAUAGCCAUGUAUUAUAAUAAUGAUAAUCCGAAGGCAUCGAGAUGCCCAUGACUCUACAGCCAUGUAUUAUAAUAAUGAUAAUACAAAGACAUCAGGAUGACCAUGGCUCUACAGCCUUGUAUUAUAAUAAUGAUAAUCCGAAGACAUCAGGAUGACCAUGGCUCUACAGCUUUGUAUUAUAAUAAUGAUAAUCUGAAGACAUCAGGAUGACCAUGACUCAACAGUCAUGUAUUAUAAUAAUGAAAAUCCGAAGGCAUCGAGAUGCCCAUGAAUCUACAGCCAUGUGUUAUAAUAAUGAUAAUCCGAAGACAUCUGGAUGACCAUGGCUCUACAGCCAUGUAUUAUAAUAAUGAUAAUCCGAAGGCAUCAAGAUGCCCAUGACUCUACAGCCAUGUAUUAUAAUAAUGAUAAUCCAAAGACAUCAGGAUGACCAUGACUCUACAGCGAUGUGUUAUAAUAAUGAUAAUCCGAAGACAUCAGGAUGACCAUGGUUCUACAGCUUUGUAUUAUAAUAAUGAUAAUCUGAAGACAUCGGGAUGACCAUGACUCAACAGUCAUGUAUUAUAAUAAUGAAAAUCUGAAGGCAUCGAGAUACCCAUGAAUCUACAGCCAUGUGUUAUAAUAAUGAUAAUCCGAAGACAUCAGGAUGGCCAUGACUCUACAGCGAUGUAUUAUAAUAAUGAUAAUCUGAAGACAUCAGGAUAACCAUGGCUGUACAGCCUUGCAUUAUAAUAAUGAUAAUCUGAAGACAUCAGGAUGACCAUGACUCUACAGCCAUGUAGUAUAAUAGGUUCAUAGGUUCAUAGGUUUAUACUAGGCUAUCUGCCCUAAGGCAUUUAUAAGCCUAGCCCAAAUUUUUGUGGCUUACGCCACCCCUUAU
This is a messenger RNA of Protopterus annectens (West African lungfish), 3245 nucleotides long. RefSeq lists its product as uncharacterized. The record is from RefSeq and is a predicted model, not a curated record. The transcript has 10 exons. NCBI's taxonomy places the organism in Eukaryota, Metazoa, Chordata, Ceratodontiformes, Protopteridae. The coding region runs from base 908 to 2224 and encodes 438 amino acids.